This is a messenger RNA of Rhizophagus irregularis DAOM 181602=DAOM 197198, 1303 nucleotides long. NCBI's taxonomy places the organism in Eukaryota, Fungi, Glomeromycota, Glomeromycetes, Glomerales, Glomeraceae. The record is from RefSeq and is a predicted model, not a curated record.
UCUUGUGACUUGGUUAUGUCAAAAACAAUUCAUGACGUUAUAUUCGACUUUUCAAAAGUUAAACUACCUUUCACUUGGCCGGCAAAGAAAACUAUUCGUGAUAUCCUGACUUUGAAACCAAAAGACCCAGUAGCGAUUGAAUUAGUUAGUAAAGACUGUCGUUUGACAGUUUUCAAAAAAAAUGACCCUAAACGCCGUGAUGAAUGCUCAUGCUCAACUUGAAGAAUCGCGUUUUGUCUUUACGGUCGGUUUAUUAUUCAGUACAAAAAAGCAACUUUUAUACUGCAUCGCAGAUUGUGGUGUAGGCCUUAAAGGAUCACUUAAUCACGCAAUCGUUUCCGAAGCUAAACAAGUUUCAACACGUGCUUGUGCAUUAAAUUUAACUCGCCCUCAAUUCACGUCAAAAGGAAUUCAACGUGGUCAUCAAGGUGUCGGACUUUUCAUCACUUCAGAAUUAUCGCAAAUGAACCAAGGUUACCUCGAAAUUAUUUCUGGAACACAGGAAUAUGAACAAAGUGACAAUACAGUCAUGCGUAUACGUGGUGUUGCAGAAUGGAGAGGGACAAUGGUUCAUGGAGCAAUUAAUCUCGAUAAGGAAUUUAAUUAUCGUCAAGCAAUGAGAUUAUUUUCUGAUCCUUCCAAGCUCUCUAAGGACCGUUUCUUGGUUGCUCAUCUUCACUUGAAUGUAUAUGGAGAACGAACCUUAAGAACGAGAGAACUUUGUGAAGAAAUAAUUCGGGACCUUGAACUUUCUGUUGAACGUUCACCAAAAAUUAUAUUAGAUUUCAGCGAUAUUGACGAGAUCAGUCAGGCCUUCCGAGGUUUCUUACGACAAUUCGUUGUAAAUAAUAAACAUGUAAAAAUUAUGAUUAUGGUUCCUCCAAAUGCAGACGAAGAUUUGAAAGAAGAUUUACAAGAAUUAGUCGAGCUUGCUGCUCAAAAUUUAGAUGAUGAUUAGAUGAGAUUUUUUUUUUAUUAGAUAAAUAUAUAUACAUUAUAAAAAAAAAUUAUCAUUAAUAAUUUUCUUUUCUCUUUGUAUAAUUUGUAUAAUUUUCAAAAAAAAAAAAGAAAGAAAAAUAGACUAGAACUUUUUAGUAGAUAAUAGAUAUUGAUUAUUUCUUUUUAAAAAAAAGGCGGCGUAAUGAAUGCGCGUGGUUAUAGAAAAAUUUUUUUGGGAUUAUUAUUUCAUUAGAUUUCUUUUUCGUAAUUGUAUCACAUUUAAAAAAAAAAAUUCAAUAUACAUUUAACUCUUUAAAAAAAGCUUCAUUAAAAUUUUCUGUUUUCAAAAAAAAAAAUUUAUUUU